CAAUUACGGCACACAGAUAUAUGAUCGUAAAAGAGUAAACUGUUCCUGAGACGAUGCGUGGUUUGUGUUUAGCCAUUGCGGUGGUUGCAGCACCAGCAACGACGCGGGCAUGGACUCUGUCCUCAAGUCACCCAUUACGCAGCUAUAGCCACAAAUACGGUAGCCAUAGCUAUAGCUAUAGCCAACUCUUCCUCUCCGCGGAAGAAACUGAAACAUCAGAAAUAGAUGGAAGAGACAAGAUGGCCACGGAUCUUAGGCGCCUUUUCGACAUCGACGAAAUGGCGUACACCGUGAUGAUCCCGGAGGAACACAAGGGCCCCGACGGAAAACUCACGCCAGAGCAGCUCGUCGAUGCCAUCAAAAAGGACGGUAUGUUCGGAGAGGAAUUCGAGGAGUACUGCACAACCUUUUCCGAUUCAGACGAAAACGAGGGCGUCGUAAGGGUAUUGGACAUCGGAAAAUUUUCGGACGAUUUCGAAUCGAGCGCUCCGCUUCCGGAGGACUGCAACCUGACGAUCCAGGGAAAGGGAAACUAUUUGGUCCACAUAUCGCUCACGGAUGAGAUCUUCGCAACGAUGCGUGUAGUGGUAGCGUAGCAUCUGGAUUCGCAUUCGCAUUCGCAUUCAAUCCGCAUUCAGGCACUCGUGGCAACAAACAAAAAAAUCUUAGCUCGGAUAGGCUACCGGUAUACAAAUCGGAGGACACGGAAAAACGAACAAAAAUGUGUCAUUUGCAAUUGAAAAAGUGACCCGUAAAUCAUUGUCGCUACACGCUAUAUGUCAGGUGCUAUAUGCAGAAUCAUUUGUAUCUAAUUUUUGGCGUGCAUUCCAUUGCCCUAUCUUCGAGCUCAAGUAGACUGUAGUGCUACCGUAAGCCAUUCUGGCACUAGACCUCGGAGUUAAACACAUUUCUCCA
This is a messenger RNA of Pseudo-nitzschia multistriata, 915 nucleotides long. Lineage: Eukaryota; Bacillariophyta; Bacillariophyceae; Bacillariales; Bacillariaceae. The record is from the annotation of a GenBank genome assembly.